AGAGUAGGAAUCCUGCAAUAAUGUGAGAUAAUUAAAUUUAGCCUUAGAAAAAGUCUUUGAAAUGUACUAAUCAAGACUCCAGUUUUCCCGAGAGUAUGCGCGAUUUAUUUUUCAAUUCUUCCUGGUCCUGAUUUUGCAUUUCUAAUGCAAGUGAACUGACAAAGCGUGAAAGUGGGCUAAGGAGCAAAACAAAGCCAGCAAGCAUGCUUCUGGUGUGCCAAAAUUAAUCAAUAUUCCAGAAACCUCGGGGCUCCCCCUUGGUCCCCGUGCCGUUUUCAUUUCCCCUCUCCCCUUUCCCGCGCGCAGGCUCCUCCCCUUUUCUUAAGUUGCCUGAUAGUAAGUUGCAGUUUCAGAGCACAUGCAUAUUGUCAGGGCUGGCCCGCCUGGCGCGCGCCCUGCGCUCGGUCACUCCGUUGUACCUGCUGGGGAAUUCACCUUGUCAUUGCCUGGGGUGCCUUCCACCGCUUACAGGAUCCGAGAAGUUGUGUUCUCUAAGACCAAAGAGGUUUGGCUUUCUGGAGGCAAUUUGGAGACCCUGAAAUAGAAAGAAGAGACUCUCCUAGAAAAGUAAAAUAUGACGAAAAGCAAUGGAGAAGAGCCCAGGAUUGGGGGCAGGAUGGAGAGAUUCCAGCAAGGAGUCCGCAAGCGCACACUUUUGGCCAAGAAGAAAGUGCAGAACAUCACAAAGGAGGAUGUCAAAAAUUACCUGUUUCGGAAUGCUUUUGUGCUGCUCACAGUCACUGCUGUCAUUGUGGGUACAAUCCUUGGAUUUACCCUCCGACCAUACAAAAUGAGCUACCGGGAAAUUAAGUACUUCUCCUUUCCUGGGGAGCUUCUGAUGAGGAUGUUACAGAUGUUGGUCUUACCGCUCAUUGUCUCCAGUCUUGUCACAGGAAUGGCGGCCCUAGAUAGUAAGGCAUCAGGGAAGAUGGGCAUGCGAGCUGUAGUCUAUUACAUGACGACCACCAUCAUUGCUGUGGUGAUUGGCAUAAUCAUUGUCAUCAUCAUCCACCCUGGGAAGGGCACAAAGGAAAACAUGCACAGAGAAGGCAAAAUUGUACAAGUGACCGCUGCAGAUGCCUUCCUGGAUCUAAUCAGGAAUAUGUUCCCUCCAAAUCUGGUGGAAGCCUGCUUUAAACAGUUUAAAACCAACUAUGAGAAGAGAAGCUUUAAAGUGCCCAUUCCGUCCAACGAAAGCCUUGUGAGUGCCGUGAUAAACAAUGUGUCAGAGGCCAUGGAGACCCUUUCCCGGAUCACAGAGGAGAUGGUCCCAGUUCCAGGAUCUGUGAAUGGGGUCAAUGCCCUGGGGCUAGUUGUCUUCUCCAUGUGUUUCGGUUUUGUGAUUGGAAACAUGAAGGAACAGGGGCAAGCCCUGAGAGACUUCUUUGAUUCUCUUAACGAAGCCAUCAUGAGAUUGGUAGCAGUGAUAAUGUGGUACGCCCCCCUGGGUAUCCUCUUCCUGAUCGCAGGGAAGAUUGUGGAGAUGGAAGACAUGGGGGUGAUCGGGGGGCAGCUGGCCAUGUAUACGGUGACCGUCAUCGUCGGCCUGCUCAUUCAUGCCGUCAUCGUCCUGCCUCUCCUCUACUUCCUGGUCACCCGGAAGAACCCUUGGGUUUUCAUUGGAGGGUUGCUGCAGGCACUCAUCACAGCUCUGGGAACCUCUUCAAGUUCUGCCACCCUGCCCAUCACCUUCAAGUGCCUGGAAGAGAACAAUGGUGUGGACAAACGCAUCACCAGAUUCGUGCUCCCUGUGGGGGCCACCAUUAACAUGGACGGGACCGCCCUCUAUGAAGCUUUGGCUGCUAUUUUCAUCGCUCAAGUUAACAACUUUGACCUGAACUUUGGACAGAUUAUUACAAUCAGCAUCACAGCCACAGCUGCGAGCAUCGGGGCGGCUGGGAUUCCUCAGGCUGGCCUGGUCACGAUGGUCAUUGUACUGACAUCUGUGGGCCUGCCCACUGACGACAUCACACUCAUCAUCGCAGUGGACUGGUUCCUGGACCGCCUCCGGACCACCACCAACGUGCUGGGUGACUCCCUGGGAGCUGGAAUUGUUGAGCACUUGUCAAGACAUGAGCUGAAGAACCAAGAUGUUGAAAUGGGUAACUCAGUGAUCGAAGAGAAUGAAAUGAAGAAACCAUACCAGCUGAUUGCCCAGGACAAUGACACUGAGAAACCCAUCGACAGUGAAAGCAAGAUGUAGACUAACA
This is a messenger RNA of Marmota flaviventris (yellow-bellied marmot), 2210 nucleotides long. RefSeq names its product solute carrier family 1 member 3 (gene Slc1a3). NCBI's taxonomy places the organism in Eukaryota, Metazoa, Chordata, Mammalia, Rodentia, Sciuridae. The record is from RefSeq and is a predicted model, not a curated record. Gene Ontology annotation, cellular component: plasma membrane. Gene Ontology annotation, molecular function: neutral L-amino acid transmembrane transporter activity; glutamate:sodium symporter activity; L-glutamate transmembrane transporter activity. Gene Ontology annotation, biological process: D-aspartate import across plasma membrane; L-glutamate import across plasma membrane; L-aspartate import across plasma membrane.